Messenger RNA from Brenthis ino (lesser marbled fritillary), 1494 nucleotides. The record is from the annotation of a GenBank genome assembly. NCBI's taxonomy places the organism in Eukaryota, Metazoa, Arthropoda, Insecta, Lepidoptera, Nymphalidae.
AUGAGUCAGCUAACAGGCGUCGGGAUUGUUAACUUCGUCAACGUGCUGCCCACGAUCUCUGAAGGCGUGACAAUGAGAGAAAAAAGGGGUGGUGCUAUGAGUAAAAUGCAAAAGCUCAGGAAGCGCUUGUCCCUUAGCUUCGGUAGAUUAUCAACAAAAGACGAAUCAGAAGUUGAAGGGGAGUGUCGAGGUCGACAAAACGGUGGCGGCGGCGCGCGCGGCAAACUACCCUACAACGGAUACUCUGAGGAGUGUCUCGACCGACUAGAGCCCAACGGCAACAUACCUAACGAUAAGGAAUCCCAUUAUGAGUGGAGUGGCGGUGCCGGUAACGGGGAGUACCGUGUCAGGAGACAGCUAUCAGUGUCUUCAGAUUCGAAGCUUUUAGACGAAGGAGCGAGGGAGGACGCGAGGGUGGUGAUGAGGCCGAAACGACCUCCCAGGCCCAAAUCUGAGGCAUUCCUUGGACCACACGACCAUUCUAGCAGACGCACCAAGCGGUUUAGUGCCUUUGGGGGUGAUUCCCCGUUCGGCAAGUCCGAAGCGUACAUAAAGCUGGAGCAACUCGGCGAGGGCUCCUAUGCUACAGUAUAUAAGGGAUAUAGCAAUUUAACACAACAAGUGGUGGCUUUAAAAGAGAUAAGACUACAAGAGGAAGAAGGCGCACCUUUCACGGCGAUACGUGAGGCGUCACUCCUCAAAGAAUUGAAGCACGCUAACAUCGUCACGUUACACGACAUUGUGCACACGAGGGAGACUCUGACUUUUGUUUUCGAGUUCGUGGAUACGGACUUAUCACAGUACAUGGAAAUGCACCCUGGCGGCCUCAACCGACACAACGUCAGGCUAUUCAUGUUCCAGCUUCUACGGGGGCUCGCUUACUGCCAUCGGAGAAGAGUUUUACACAGGGAUGUGAAACCGCAGAAUUUAUUAAUAAGCUCUCACGGUGAGCUCAAACUAGCAGAUUUCGGUCUCGCCCGUGCGAAGUCCGUCCCAAGUCACACGUAUUCACACGAAGUCGUCACACUCUGGUACAGGCCGCCAGAUGUUCUACUAGGCAGUACAGAGUAUUCAACGUCGCUGGACAUGUGGGGUGUCGGGUGCAUAUUCGUCGAGAUGUUGUGCGGAGUGCCCACCUUCCCCGGCGUCAGGGACACGAAUGACCAGCUCGAUAAAAUAUUUAAGGUGGUAGGCACGCCAACAGAAGAGAGCUGGUGCGGCGUGUCCCGGCUCCCGGGGCUCAGAGCGCACGUGUCCCGCUGGGGCGCGUGUCCCGCGCGUCCGCUGGCGGCCGCGUUCCCGCGCCUGCGGGACGCGGGGCGGGACGCGCAGCGGCUGGCCGCGUCGCUGCUGCAGCCGGACCCCGCGCGGAGGCUGGCCGCGCCCAGGGCGCUGACGCACGAAUACUUCGCGCCUUUACCGCAACGCCUCCAGCACUUGCCGGACGAGGUGUCGAUCUUCACGGUAGAAGGCGUGAGUUUACAUCCAGAAGAC